AGGAGGAAUGCCACACUGGGACGAGGGACACUGAGAAGAGGGAGAGAGAGAGAGAGACUGUUAGAGAGAGAGAGCGUGAGAGUGAGACAGUGUGUGUGUGAUGUUGAUGUAAAGAGAGAGAGUCUGGUGGUAAUAGGGAGAAAGCAUCCGAGAGAGAGAGCAACACAGAUUCAGCGAAGACCUCAGGCUCAGAGUGAACACCUCCUCCUCAUCCUUCUCAUCCUCCUCAUCCACAUGGCAUCCCAAAGAGCUCUCUUCUGCUCCUCUCUGGGGGUAGCUACGUGCAUCUUCAUCUUCGUGAGCCUUCAGGUGGCCGACGAGCUGAGCGGGUAUGAGCGCGCCUCUCUCCCGGGGGGCCGCCGCGUCCGCCCGAGGGCCGACGGGGACAGUUUGGGGGGCCCGCGUGCCGACGACGCCGUGCGGCUUCGACCCCGUCCCCGUCACGGGAGCAGGGUGGUGAGCCGGGAGGCGCAGCUGGAGGCGGGCGACGCGCGCUACCCGGUGAUCGUGUGGUGGACGCCGCUGACGGGCGAGGCGGGCAAGCUGGCGCGCUGUCCCGGCGUGCCUGGCGAAUGUUUCUUCACGGUGGACCGCUCGUACCGGCGGCACUCCAUGGCCCGGGCCUUCCUCUUCUACGGCACGGACUUCAGUGCUUGGGACCUCCCCCUGCCGCGCCAGCGCUCCCACGACUGGGCCCUGUUCCACGAGGAGUCGCCCAAGAACAACUACGUGCUCUUCUGGCCACAGACGGCCGCCCUCUUCAACCACACGGCGACGUUCAGCCGCCGCUCCGACCUGCCGCUCACGCUGCAGUUCGUGGAGAGCGCCAAGGCGCUGCUGUCGCGUCGCCUGCUGGUCGGCGCGGCCAAGAAGAGCCGGCUGCGGCGACCGGCGCCCGCGGGCCGGGGCCUGGCGGCCGUGGCGUACGUGCAGUCGGACUGCGAGCCGCCGUCGGACCGCGACGAGUUUGUGCGUGAGCUCUCGGCGUACAUGGACGUCGACUCGUACGGGCGCUGCCUCCACAACCGAGACCUGCCUGGCCCGCUCACCGACCCGUCGGCGAUGGAGGCGGAGGGGUUCCUGUCGCUGCUGUCGAGCUACAAGUUCGUGCUGGCGCUUGAGAACGCGCUGUGCGACGACUACGUCACGGAGAAGCUGUGGCGGCCGCUGGCGGUGGGCGCCGUCCCCGUGUACCGCGGCUCGGCCAGCGUGCGCGACUGGCUGCCCGACCCCGAGCGCUCUGCCGUCAUCGUCAGCGACUUCCCCUCGCCCAAGGAGCUGGCCUCGUUCCUGCUGUCGCUGGACGCCGACGACGCCCUGUACGACGACUACCGGCGCUGGAAGCUGGAGGGCCGCGUGCGGAACCCGCGGCUCCUGACGGCGCUCAGCCGGCGGUCGUGGGGCGUCAACGACCCGGCACAGGACAACUUCAUCGACGCGUUCGAGUGCGCCGUGUGCGCCCGUGUCUGGGAGAACGAGGAGCGCCAUCAGCAGGGUCUGCCGAGGCGCCAGUGGACCGCUGACCCCGCUGCCCUCAGCUGCCCAGCGCCAGCGCCGUUCCGCCCGGCGCUCUCCAAGCCCGGAGGAGCGGCGGCGGCGGCGGGGGCGGAGGCACGGGUCCGGCGGGGCGGCCGUCGACGCUCGGUUGCUCCACCCCAGCCGGGCUCCGUCGUGCGGGAAUUCUGGCUGCCGAUGCACCGUCAGUCGGAGAAGGAGGCGGAGGCCCUGCACGCGCUGGUGCUGCACAACCGCAACUACACGGAGGCGCAGUUCUACGCUCGGGCGAUGCGCGGCAAGGUCUGACUGCGUCCGUCUCGACGAGGUGUUUCUUCUUGCUGGGGCCUGUGGACCCCGCUCAGCCGGUGCAAACAUUUCUCACAGGGCUCGAUUGUGACAAACAGAAGCAGAAGGUCUUUAGAAGUGAUUGUUGCGUUUAGUUUGUUGUCCUUCCCCUCCCCCCCUGAGCCUCCGAUUAGCACGGUUGGCUACGUACGCUGCGGAAGAAGUUCAACAUACAUGCACAAACGUGGACUAUCAGCCCCUGAGCCCUGGUGACAAAACACAUUCACUCGUCUCUCUCAAUACCACUCAUACUGAAUGAUUCGUUUUACCGGAGCAUUUUUUUUUAACCGCAGCUAUAAGGUUUUUUUUUGGGGUGGAAAUUUAUAUCUCAGGGUGAAAGUCGUUUAAUCAGCGGAGUUUAUCAUGAGUAAAAUAUCAAUGAAUGUUUGAAACAACAAGUUAUUAUUGUCAACCUGCAUUUGCAUCAUAGUCCUACAGACCACCUGGAAGACCGUCAUGGAGCACUGGUGGUCUGGGGAUCACACUCUGAGCACCACUGCGCUAGAGAUACCUCACUGAGAACCACUGCGCUAGAGAGACCACACUGAGAACCACUGCGCUAGAUAUUCCAAGGUUCUCGUUGCCGAGUUGAGCAGGCGACGUCCCAUCGCCUCCCGCUGUGGGCACGCCACGGUUGGUUCCAUCGUGCGGUGGGGUAAAGUGUGGGCGCCCCCACCGCUUUCAAGAAGUGUGGCCAGCGCCGAUGAGUAGAUCUAAGCGUCCUCUGCAGGGCUUCUCUAGAGAUCCGCUUAGAAGUGGCAUGAGCAAGCAGGCUGCACAGUUAACAAAGUGGCACUUUGGCAGAGAUUCAUGUGUACUCUUGGUUUUUUCGGUAAAGUCACGUAGGUAAAAAAUUUAUUAAAGUAAUAAAAAUCACGACGUUUCGGAGGCAACACAAGUCUCCGUCAUCAGGUGUAUCAAGUCAGGCAGGGAUUCCAAGAUGCAAGAUCUUAAAUACGAGUUAAGGAGAAAAAGAAAAAGACAUUCAUGUGGUUGGCUCGGGGUUGUUGAUGCACAAUAUGUGUUGAUGUGUCAUGAUCAUCAUCACGAUCACCACCAUCAUCCGUGGUUUGCGUACACAAUCUUUUCUUUAAAGAUCUGUGUGCGCUGACUUUAGGUAACCGUGUAAAUAUGUUUUUAUGGCAUAUUUUAUGUUUAACCUGAUCGUUAACUACUUAAACGUUUUCUAAGUGAAGCUUUAUUUUACUAUUCACACUCUGCAGGCAAUGUUUCAACAUAUAUUUGUAAUGAUUAAAACAUUCCAGUGUGUAUAUAUUUUUUACAGAUUUUAUGAAAGUACAAGGUAUUAGGUGAAAAUAGUCAAAUGUAAAUGACUUCUGUUGAACAUGGUAUGCAAACUUAUACGCAAAUUUGCAAUAUCUCUAAGAGCUAUAUCAAGAGUAUUGAGAACUUUAUAUUAAACACUAUGCAUUUGCACUUACUUAAAAGUACAUUAAUUACUAAUCGUGUAUAGGCUUUUGUCGAUUCACUGCUGGAUAAAGGCCUUUCCAUGCUAUAUCGUAAAUGAGGAGGUUGUUUGUCCAUCCUUCACCAUAAUGGCCAGUGCGGUUUGGUGAUGAUGGAUUAUGAAGAAAGCAAGGGUGGAAAAACCCCGAUUUUUCCAGCGGCAGGCAUCUGUUUUUUUCUUUAAUACAAUUAAACCCGAUUUCGGGGAAUUAAAACCUGGUUUGAUGAAUACGAAACUCUGAUCCAAGGCUUAGGCUGCUUCCUCGU
This is a messenger RNA of Lethenteron reissneri (Far Eastern brook lamprey), 3576 nucleotides long. Its product is annotated as alpha-(1,3)-fucosyltransferase 10-like. Gene Ontology annotation, molecular function: alpha-(1->3)-fucosyltransferase activity. The record is from RefSeq and is a predicted model, not a curated record. NCBI's taxonomy places the organism in Eukaryota, Metazoa, Chordata, Hyperoartia, Petromyzontiformes, Petromyzontidae. Gene Ontology annotation, cellular component: membrane.